Messenger RNA from Cucurbita pepo subsp. pepo (vegetable marrow), 1290 nucleotides. The record is from RefSeq and is a predicted model, not a curated record. NCBI's taxonomy places the organism in Eukaryota, Viridiplantae, Streptophyta, Magnoliopsida, Cucurbitales, Cucurbitaceae.
AUGGCUCUAAUUUUCUCUCUAAUUUUCUUAAUCUCCUCCGCCGUUUUCGCCGCUGCUAGCGGUGAAUAUGGCUUCUCCGUCGAAAUGAUCCACCGUGACUCCCCCAAGUCUCCUAUGUACAACCCAUCGGAGUCCCACUACCACCGUCUAGCUAACACCCUCCGCCGAUCCAUCCUUCUUAACAAAGCGGUGGCGCUGUUAGACACGGCAGAGGCGCCAGUGUUCAACGACAGAGGAGAAUAUCUCGUGGAGGUAUCACUUGGAACGCCGCCGUUUCCAAUCCUAGCCAUUGCUGAUACAGGAAGCGACAUCGUUUGGACGCAAUGCCAACCAUGCCCAAAAUGCUUCGAGCAAACCGCGCCGAUGUUUGACCCGAGUAAAUCGUCGACUUACAAGAUAAUCCCCUGUUCCUCGCCGAGUUGCGCCUUGGCUGGACAAGAACGUUCUUGCUCCGAUCGGUCUGAGUGUCGAUACUCGAUUAGUUACGGUGAUGGGUCCCACAGCAACGGCGAUUUUGCCGUUGAUACCCUCACCAUGGGGUCCACCUCCGGUCGCCCCGUGGCAUUUUCUCGUACUAUGGUUGGUUGUGGUCACGACAGUGGUGGUACUUUUAGUACUAAUGUCUCCGGGAUUGUUGGACUUGGUCGAGGUCCGGCGUCGCUCGUCCCGCAGAUGGGCGCCGCCUCCGGCGGCAAAUUUUCCUACUGUUUGACUCCGAUCGGCGACUCAGCUGAGUCGAGCAAGCUGAACUUCGGCUCUAAUGCUCAAGUAGCCGGCUCUGGAACUGUCUCGACUCCAAUUAAAACCAGUGACCGUUUCGAUUCCUUUUACUCUCUCAACAUAGAAGCCAUGAGCGUCGGGGGCAAAAGAUUUGAAUUUCCGGCGGCUUCCGCCUUGGGCGACGGAUCAAAUGUCAUUAUCGACUCCGGCACCACCCUUACUAUACUCCCAACGGAGUUCUACUCCACCUUCGCAACGGCGAUCUCCAACUCAAUAAGCCUUGAGCGAACAGAGGACCCGAAUCAAUUCUUGGAUUUCUGUUUUAAGACCACGAAUUUCGACUUUGUAGUUCCGUCCGUGACGGUGCACUUUGAAGGCGCCGAUGUCCCCCUCCGUCGUGAAAAUGUGUUCGUUAUGGUGGCGGAGAAUGUUGUUUGCUUGGCCUUCCGCGGUGGCGAUGGGCAAAGUAUUUCCAUCUACGGCAACAUUGCACAGAUCAAUUUCAUUGUUGGUUAUGAUGUUACGAGGAACUCUGUCUCCUUUAAGCCGGCGAAUUGUUCGGCUAUGUGA